AUGUUUUAUCGACUUAUCUUCCUUCCUUCACCUCACCCAAAGGGACAGCAUCCGAAGAGUUUUGCGAUUGAUCUCCUGCAUUUCCUCAAGAAGGAUUUAUCUCUACUGCCCAUACCAUCAGACGGCCGGCCGGCCACAAAGCGUCGGGUUGGCCACAUAGACUCUGCCCUUGAGGCUCUGCGUAACGUCGUCCGCAGCUAUCCCGGUACUGAACUCCAAUGUGUUGGACACUUUGAUGCUCUCUUCUCUAUUCUCGAUAUGGACGGCUACGAUGAUUUGAAGCUCCGAGCCCUUGAUGUAAGUCUCCUUAAUCUCUCCAUGUUUACUCUCUUUUACUUUGAUUUUAACAACUAUGUGAAUUCUUUCCAGGUUCUUCGCAGCACAGCAACCAACACUGAGUGUCUAAAGGAUAUUCACGCGUCCAAACUCCUAGUUGGUGCCAUAAUGCUUUUCCGUUCGCUUCCACAAGCUUAUCUACCUUUGAUUGAGUUCCUGAACCACGUUAUCGUCGUGAAUGAUCUGCUCAAGGAGGUUGUCUACACCGGCGGCCUAGUCUACCUCCUCGAAGUCAUCGCCACCUCUGAGGCCCGUGACGUCCGUCAGGCUGCUGUCGGCUUUCUAAGCCGUUGUCUGGCCAACCCUCAGGUCGGGCGACGUAUUCAGGCUCUUUUGAGCCAAUUCCUGCCGGCCAUCUUCCCGGAGACCAUUCGUGACAGUCCAGAGGCAUUCCUACCACUGUUUGAAUCUGACCAUCAAAAUCCGGAGCUCAUCUGGAAUCAGAUUUGUCGGGAUCAAUUGACGGAUGCCGUCACUAGUAUGUCUCAAAAGUUCGGUGAGCAGCAGGCCAAGAACCGGUCCCUCCGUUGGACUCUUCCUGAUGCCUUCUCAGUCUCCUACGCGUCAGCCAUGUCCACCAGCCUCCUCUCCCAGGGUCUCCUGAAGGAGACGGAUCUGGUGAGUCUGGAGUCUACCGGCGGUCUCGUGGUCGUAGCCGGCGUCUACCUUCACCUAUACGUUAAUCAGCCAGGCUGGAUGCUGCGUCAACCGGACGUCUUCCUAGACAGUCUCAUGGCAAAAUUGUUGGAGGUAUGGCCAGCUCAAUUGCUCUAG
Dibothriocephalus latus is the source of this 1110-nucleotide messenger RNA. NCBI's taxonomy places the organism in Eukaryota, Metazoa, Platyhelminthes, Cestoda, Diphyllobothriidea, Diphyllobothriidae. The record is from the annotation of a GenBank genome assembly.